UGCGCUCGAUCCUUUCUCGAAUCGGUGCAUGCAACACCGGCGACAUGUCUACAAUUAAGAUCUCUCACCGGGGGCCCGGCCGGGUCGAUUUUGGCUUCUGCUCUUCUUCUGGAUCUUGUUGAUGUGGGUGUUUCUUGGUCGAUCCUUCUUGUUUAAUCUGCCUGUGCCUUGAUCUUGGCGCUUGCUUUUCCUCUGGUGGGAUACGGUGAUCUCUAUUCUCUCUCGGCUUUGUUUGCUCUUGGGAACCGCCAUGGCCAACCUUUUAUUCUUUGUGCAGAUCUAUGCACGGAUCGGCCAUAUUCUUCUCGCUCUGUGUGUAUGUGGGUUAGUUUCUGUCUUCUCCAUUGGCUUCGAGCUGAGGGCUCUUGUUGUUGUUGUUUGGGGCCUUUUAAUUCUCUUGCUCCCUCCUCUCCUUCCCCUUUUAAUCCUUGAAAGGAGCACACGACGCACCGCUUUUCUUUUCCUUUGUUCCUCGCUUUCUUUCUUAUCCUCCCUUUCCUUUUUAUCUUUUCAUCUCUCUUUUCCUCAUGGCUUUUCUCUCCACCCCUCACCCUUUCGUCUCUCUCCUCAAGCCCACACCUUGCAUCAAAAGAGUAGCCAUGUCUUGGAGGAUGAUGUAGUAGCAGCAGCAGCAGUACUGCUACGCCACAAACACAACCCUACAAGAGCACAAACAAAGUUGUGUGUUUUGUGUGGUGGGGCUAGGGCUAGUGAAGCCCAUGGAAGAGAUGCUGAUGGGUGCAAAUCCAAAUCCUAAUGGGAGCUCAAAUCAGCCACCGCCACCGCCGUCCUCGGCGGCCAGCGCCCAGCGGCCUAUCGCCCCACCGGCGGCUGGAGCGGCCGCCGGCGCGGGCGCCGCCGGAGCUGGGGCUGGCACGGAGCGCCGCGCGCGGCCGCAGAAGGAGAAGGCGCUCAACUGCCCGCGGUGCAACUCGACGAACACCAAGUUCUGCUACUACAACAACUACAGCCUCCAGCAGCCGCGCUACUUCUGCAAGACGUGCCGCCGCUACUGGACGGAGGGCGGCUCGCUCCGCAACGUCCCCGUCGGCGGCGGCUCACGGAAGAACAAGCGCUCGUCGUCCUCGGUGGUGCCGUCGGCGGCCGCGUCGGCCUCCACCUCCGCGGCGGUGUCCGGCUCGGUCCCCGUGGGGCUGGCGGCCAAGAACCCGAAGCUGAUGCACGAGGGAGCGCAGGACCUCAACCUAGCGUUCCCGCACCACCACGGCCGCGCCCUGCAGCCGCCGGAGUUCACGGCGUUCCCGAGCUUGGAGAGCAGCAGCGUGUGCAACCCCGGAGGCAACCUGGCGGCGGCGAACGGCGCCGGUGGCAGGGGCAGCGUGGGCGCGUUCUCGGCGAUGGAGUUGCUGAGGAGCACCGGCUGCUACGUUCCGCUGCCGCAGAUGGCGCCGCUAGGGAUGCCGGCGGAGUACGCAGCUGCGGGGUUCCAUCUCGGCGAGUUCCGCAUGCCACCGCCGCCACAGCAGCAGCAGCAGCAACAAGCUCAGACCGUGCUCGGUUUCUCCCUGGACACGCACGGCGCGGGUGCAGGCGGCGGCUCCGGGGUGUUCGGCGCGUGCAGCGCUGGGUUGCAAGAGAGCGCGGCGGGCAGGUUGCUGUUCCCCUUCGAGGACCUGAAGCCGGUGGUGAGCGCCGCGGCUGGCGACGCGAACAGCGGCGGCGAUCAUCAGUACGACCACGGCAAGAACCAAGGUGGUGGCGGCGGCGUCAUCGGUGGCCAUGAGGCCCCAGGGUUCUGGAAUAGCAGCAUGAUCGGCAACGGCAGCAGCAAUGGCGGCGGCGGCGGCGGUUCUUGGUAAGGUGGUGCGAGCUGCUACUGCUUGCCCGCCGCCGCCAUGCAUGGCUCAUGCAUGCACGCGUGGUGGUCAGCAGCUAGCAGCAUGUGGAGAUAGAGAAACGAGAUAGAGACAAGGGGGGUUAAUAAGCCUGUGGUGAUUAGUGUUACAUAUGGCGUUUUGUUUCUCUUUGCUUUGUUUGGUUUUUCGGUUUCAUGGUGUUGCUUCUUUGUUGUUUGUUCAUGUGUGUGUGGUUAAUUAUCGGCUUGGGGGCUGGCUAACACAGCAGGAUACACAGAUUUUUAAGGGUGGUGAACUUGGUGAUAUUAUACAGCUGCUGAUCUAUUCACCAAUCAAUCUCUCAUUUUGUGAUUUAAUCAUGUCAUGUAGAAUCUGCACUGAAGCAUGAUACUCUUAUCAUUUUUUUAGUUUUGAUGGCUGUGUGUGUGUCCACGGACGGUACGUACGCCGUUUGAGUUACUGUAUGUAGUCUGAACAAACAACAUGUUGGUUAGUUGCAUA
Messenger RNA from Oryza sativa Japonica Group (Japanese rice), 2318 nucleotides. The record is from RefSeq and is a predicted model, not a curated record. NCBI's taxonomy places the organism in Eukaryota, Viridiplantae, Streptophyta, Magnoliopsida, Poales, Poaceae.